Messenger RNA from Dalotia coriaria, 2243 nucleotides. It is a transcript of the gene Hs3st-B, whose product is annotated as Heparan sulfate 3-O sulfotransferase-B. NCBI's taxonomy places the organism in Eukaryota, Metazoa, Arthropoda, Insecta, Coleoptera, Staphylinidae. Gene Ontology annotation, molecular function: [heparan sulfate]-glucosamine 3-sulfotransferase activity. The transcript is spliced from 3 exons. Bases 647 to 1693 code for a protein of 348 amino acids. The record is from RefSeq and is a predicted model, not a curated record.
CCAGUACAUCCAUGCCCAGCGUGCCCAACGAUGGGCAACACUCAUGUCGGCGUUAUUUGACACGCUUCGUUAUCCAAACGAAUGCUUUCGACAGUUUGACGAUCCAUUUAAUUGUGCACAAUGCCAAAGAAGCAUCUAAUCAUUUCAACAUUUCAACAAAACAACAUUGUGUAUUUGUUUCAAUCAACGCUGGCACAUGUUCAACGCGAAUAUGCUGCCAAUUUGUCGAAUUUCCAAGACGCAACCCCGAAUAACCGAUUAUACCACCACCCCCCUGCCCCUGCACCGGCGCCUUGCAGAGAAACGCUAUCGACUGACCGACGUCGCAGCCGGCGCCGCGACGCACGCACAUUCAGUCCCGCUUGCUGCGCCGCCCCCGCGUGCAAAAAGCUUGUCGGUACGGAGACAGUUCAAUGAAACGCGGCCACGGCGUGCAACCAGUGCGCUCGCUUGCGACAUUCUCACGAUUCCGGACAAAAUAAACAUAUCUCUUAUCAACCGAAGUGUUAAGAUACCAAUUCUACAAUGGCAAAUGUAACACGAUAGGCGUCGUACGCGAUAAGAAGAAAUCCGGGAAAAGGCGACGAAGUCACAGCGCGCUGCACAAUUGAUGCGAAGACGCUGGAGCGCGUAAGAUGCGUGAUAAAUGGAAAACAAAACGUUUAAGAAAAUCGUCAUCGCGCUGCUGGUGUUGGGAUUGCUCUCACUGUAUCUCUCGUACACCUUCAAUGCCUGUCUGAUUGCGAGCUUUGCAAAGUGGCGGCAACAUCCAAUUGUCCUCAAUGAAAACAUCAACUUACACUACACGACAUCGGUGCGUGUUGUCCCAUUACUUGUGGGCAACGAAAGUUUUUCCGAUGCAUCGCCCAAGUACAGAUUCUUCCGAGAACAAGGUUUACGGCCUGCUAGACAACUUCCCAGCGCGUUAAUCAUCGGAGUCAAGAAGGGGGGAACCCGUGCCCUAUUGGAAUUCAUCAGGGUACAUCCAGAUGUGCGAGCGGCAGGUAAUGAAAUUCAUUUCUUUGAUAAAAACUACGGCAAUGGCUUCGAAUGGUAUCGCCAACACAUGCCUCCAACCUUAGAAGGUCAAAUGACGCUUGAGAAAACCCCGUCGUAUUUCAUCACCAAAGAAGCCCCGCAUCGAGUACACCUGAUGAACCCAUCGACGAAGCUGCUCGUCGUGGUGCGUGAUCCGGUGACGCGCGCCAUCAGCGACUACACGCAGGCGAUCAGCAAGAAACCGGAAAUGGCCAGGUUCGAACAGUUGACGUUCGUACAUCGCAAUACGAGCAGUAAACUAACGCGAGUGGUGGACACCAGCUGGGGGCCGGUGAAACUAGGACUCUACGCGAAAUAUCUCCUGCGAUGGUUGAAAUAUUUCCCGCUCUCGCAGUUUCUAUUCGUUUCUGGCGAGCGGCUGGUCGUGGAUCCAGCUGUGGAGCUGAAACGAGUACAGGACUUCCUGGGUCUGAAGCGGGUCGUCAGCGAGAAGCACUUCUACUUCAACUCGACGAAAGGUUUUCCGUGUUUGUUCAAGAGCGAAGGGCAUGGGGCGCCGAAAUGUUUGGGAAAGACAAAAGGUCGGAACCAUCCGCGCAUCGACACGAUGGUUCUGCAACGACUGAGGGAUUUUUACCGACCGUUCAAUUUGAGAUUCUACCAGAUGACCGGAAUUAAUUUCGGAUGGAGUUAGUCCACAACGUUCAUGUCAACCAUCUGCUACCAUCAAAAUAUUUUCAUAUCAAAUUGUGAACGAGAAGACUAGAUAUAAAUAGAACGAGAAAAUCUGGUAACAAAUUCUGAACUGCCAAGAGACAUGAUGCUCAACUCGUUACGAGCAAUAGAUGUGUGAAACAUUUCGUAGUUUUUUAUACAGAAUUUACUGUAGCUUAUAGAAGAGGCAAACGUAACGACAUAACGAAAAUAAGAAACUUGUCAAUUGAUGAAUUAGCUCCCUCCUUCACACACACGAUUCCAUCGCUUAACGAACCUUGUUUGAUAGUCAAGCGACAACGCUGAAUUCUAGAUAACAUUUGCACGCAAUGUGUCGUUCGUUAUGUAGCAAUGUUUGUAUAUCUCAGGUGCCAUUUUUCUACUUAUUCCCUAGAGUACUAACGUAAUAAAACCCAGAGAUACAAAUACGUCAUACAGCAAUAUUCGCCAGAACAGUAAAUAAUAUGUACAAGAUUCUCAAUAACGUUGAGAUUGUAUUCGCUUCGUAAUAAAAUGAAAAUAAAAUAAAA